Messenger RNA from Hypoxylon fragiforme, 977 nucleotides. RefSeq lists its product as uncharacterized. The record is from RefSeq and is a predicted model, not a curated record. Bases 1 to 720 code for a protein of 239 amino acids. The transcript has 2 exons. Lineage: Eukaryota; Fungi; Ascomycota; Sordariomycetes; Xylariales; Hypoxylaceae.
AUGCCUGCUCGGGUACGAUGGCCAGGCUGGGCGACGGCGGCGAUGGCGAUGGCGAUGGCAACACCAUCAGCAAUCCAGAGAAGAAGGGAGAAUCGGCCGCCGACCGCACGAACCCACAUCCUGGUGUACGACGGGUGCCUCAACCCGCCGCACCGCGGCCACCUAGCGCACCUCGUCCACGCGUUCCGGCACGCGGGCCGCCGGCGACAACUAUCUUUGGCGGAAGCUGGGCUCGCGGCCGGAUGUCCUGAGACUCUCGCUGGCGCAGCGCAUACGGUUGACCACUGGCCCAGGAUCGCGGAUAAGCUGGAGACGAGCACGGGUGCGGCCGGGUUCGAGGUCAAGUUCGUGUGGGUCGCGGGCGGCGACAGGGUAUUAUCCGUCGCCAAAGUCCCGUCUGGGGGGUGUGCGACGUCGAUCGUGACGGACGUGAGCCGGGCCGUGGACUUCUUCCCCGAGGCUCGCGGCGAGGCUCCGGCUCCGUUGUUGGGGCAUGGGCCGUGGGAGAAGGUGGCGGUGGGACGUCAUCAGCGCCAACACCAACGAAGGGAUAAGCAGGAGGAUCAUCCCGCCAGCUCAAAAGCCUUCUCUCGCCAACAAUUCACUACUAUUACCAACACCGACACCGCUCUCCCAACAAGCACAAGAGACGUGUGGGGCAGCAAGCGCGGCGACUACGCUUUGCGCUUCGUCGCGAGGAACGGGACGACUCCGACCUAAGCUCGACGCGUAGUCCGCCGCAUCAUAGCCGAGUUUCUCAGCGAGAUGGCCAACACCAACGUCACCAGCAGCGAUGCCAACAACACCGCCACCAUCAACAUCACCAACGAUACCAAUCAAUGCCAACACCAACAUCCACCAAAAGGAUCAUCAGCAAGAGGAAGAGGAUGAAAACAAAACUCGAAAACAGACUAACGGGCGUAUCCCUAAGCCCGGCACCCCUAGCACAGUAUGUCAUCGAGUGAAGCGGCGCGGAC